CAUCCCUUUUCUCUCUCCCCUCCUCCCUUCUUCUAUCUACAGCAACUGGCAAAUGUAUGAAUUUUGCCCUCUCACUACUACUUAUUGCCUUUUCAAGCUUUCUUCCCCAGCUUCUUCCUUGCUGGGUUUCUCCAUUUUUGGUUCAUCUCCAGAAACUUGUUUCCAUGGAGGAAGUAGCUGGCUUUGUCUGUUGCUAAGUCAGUGAGCUUUUAAGAACUUGGUUGGAAGACAGAGAGAAGAGAGAGAAAAAAAGAGGAAAGAGGAAAGAUUUUCCUUUUAUCAAGCUGCAAAAUGCCACCAGUUCCUCUUGCACCAUAUCCAACUCCUCCAACACCUUAUACACAACCUGCUAAUGCUACACAGAGCCAGCUUGUGUGCUCAGGAUGCAGAAACCUUUUACUUUAUCCAGUUGGGGCAACCUCUGUUUGCUGCGCAGUUUGUAAUGCAGUUACCACCGUACCGCCUCCAGGCACAGAAAUGGCACAAUUGGUGUGUGGAGGCUGUCAUACUCUUCUCAUGUACAUCCGCGGUGCCACAAGCGUACAAUGUUCUUGUUGCCACACUGUUAACUUAGCUUUGGAAGCAAAUCAGGUGGCGCAUGUUAGCUGCGGGAACUGCAGGAUGCUACUGAUGUAUCAAUAUGGAGCACGGUCAGUGAAAUGUGCAGUAUGCAAUUUUGUGACAUCAGUUGGGGUAGAUGUCAACGAGCACGAUCGAUCAAAAAGCCUAAUAGCUAAAGUUAUCGUCAACAUGGUUGUCCCAAAUUCGACAACUGCGGCUUUGUCCAAUAUUCGUGACGCCCUCCAGGGUGUUUGUCCGACUCGACAAACGGAGGUUCCUCUUCAUAUUUACUUGUAUAGAGCUGUAUUUCUGCGCAUGAACUUUAAAUGUUGCUUUUUUCGGUCUUCACAGUGCUUGAAUGUAAGAUUUAAGUAGUUUUGAGAAAAAAAUAUAUAUAUGGUAUGAGAGACAACUUUUUACACUGUGCUGAGUGUAAUAUAACUGUUGGAUAAAGAUGGAUUUUGGUUUGUUUUUUUUUUUC
This is a messenger RNA of Benincasa hispida (wax gourd), 1042 nucleotides long. RefSeq names its product lsd one like 1 (gene LOL1). The record is from RefSeq and is a predicted model, not a curated record. Lineage: Eukaryota; Viridiplantae; Streptophyta; Magnoliopsida; Cucurbitales; Cucurbitaceae.